Messenger RNA from Cuscuta epithymum, 411 nucleotides. NCBI's taxonomy places the organism in Eukaryota, Viridiplantae, Streptophyta, Magnoliopsida, Solanales, Convolvulaceae. The record is from the annotation of a GenBank genome assembly.
ACAAGAGAGAUUUGAUGAGCAUCCUCUUAGAUCAAUAAUUCAUGUGUCAUACUCAUGGAACAACCUAACAAAUUUAGGCAUGGGUGCACAUGGUAUUCCUUGUAUUGGUCCCAUAGAAACCAAAUGCUUCUUUCUUCUUCAUGUAUGCCUUGUAUUCUACGUCUCAUUCAGUAUUUGUGGUCUGAAAUUACUUGGGACUUUAGUUGUUACUUCAACAAUGAUGUACGAACUUUGGCAUCAUCAUCAUUCGUCCUCUGAACUUAUUUCCAAGUUGUUUGCUAUUGCGUUUGGGAAUGUUUUAGUGGCGGUUCCAAUUUGAUUUGUUUGGCAAUUACAUCAUAGAUUCUGAUGUAAAUUAUGAGCGAACAUAUUCUUGUUGCUUUUCUAUGAAUUAGCAUCAGCGUUGUUGAC